AUGACGACUCGCUAUACUGUCCAGGUCGAGGAGGCUGACUCCGACAUCAAGACAUUGCACGGCAAUGCGUAUCUGCUCCAGGUCGCCAAAGCUGUUGCAACUGGCGGCAAAGCCUCGUUCAAUGUGGUCUACGCCUCCAAGCUCCUCGCUCCCCACAUGAAUGUUCAGUGGACCACGGUUUACGGCAUCAACUGGGCCACCGAGAUGCCGGCCCAAGGAGCGAUCGUCACCUACAGUGGCAAAUGGAAGCAGUGCAACCUGGGCGAUUCCUACACCCUGACCCAGGACGGUGUUUGGGCUGCCACACAGGAGAACUCCAAUGCCAAGGAGAAUGCCCUGAACAUUGCCUCCAACGACUACGAAGUUCCGGUCCAUGUCCUUGUCGGCGUGCAAGACCCCAGCACCAAGAUGUGGACACCGAUCUGGUUUGGCAACAACAAGCUCUUGAAGGGUUCCCACGGAGAAUAUGAGCCGAUUGAGACCGUCAACAUCUGGUAUCAGCAAGGCGACCAGACCGCCACCAUGAUUUCCAACCAGGCGACCUCAAUCCAGUCUUACGAUAUGCCGGCUUCGCACCCAGUUUACUUUUCGUAUGACGCGGCUAAGGGCAAGUGGCGUACCCCUCAGGAUGUCACCUUCAACUUCCCUUGA
Messenger RNA from Podospora anserina S mat+, 651 nucleotides. RefSeq lists its product as uncharacterized. The coding region runs from base 1 to 651 and encodes 216 amino acids. The transcript has 2 exons. Lineage: Eukaryota; Fungi; Ascomycota; Sordariomycetes; Sordariales; Podosporaceae. The record is from RefSeq and is a predicted model, not a curated record.